GGCGCGGGUCCCCGCCACCGCGCCAGCGGCCUCCGCCCGGCGCCCCAUACUCGCGUGGAGUUUGUGCGAACGCGUGUGAGCGCGGCCCGGGCGGGGCCCUCGUGGAGGAGGCUGCGGACAUGGUCACUCUGGGCUGAGUUUGCGGCGGCGACUUUGAUUAUUGGCAGAUAAUCACCAUAACAAUACCGAGCCCUGGGGCUUGCCACGCCACGCGACGCUCCGAGAGCCUGCACACGGCCGCGCCACUCACCACCCAGCCCUGAUCGCCAGCCCCUAACGAGCAGAUGGAAAAAUCCAAAAAUUUCCGCAUCGACGCGCUGCUGGCAGUGGACCCCCCGCGAGCGGCCUCCGCGCAGACCGCGCCUCUGGCCCUGGUCACGUCGCUCGCGGCCGCAGCAUCCGGCCCUGGCGGCGGCGGGGCGAGCAGCGGGGCGAGCGGCAGCUGCAGCCCCGCGUCCUCGGAGCCGCCCGCAGCGCCCUCCGACCGCCUGCGCGCCGAGAGCCCAUCGCCUCCUCGUCUGCUUGCCGCGCACUGCGCGCUGCUGCCCAAGCCGGGCUUCCUGGGCACGGGCGGCGCGGGUGGCGGCGCGGGCGGUGGGCCCGGGGGUCCCCACCACCACGCGCACCCGGGCGCCGCCGCCGCUGCCGCUGCUGCCGCCGCCGCCGCCGCGGGAAGCCUGGCGUUGGGGCUGCACCCGGGGGGCGCGCAGGGCGGCGCGGGGAUCCCCGCGCAGGCGGCUCUCUACGGCCACCCGGUCUACGGCUACUCGGCGGCGGCGGCGGCGGCGGCCCUGGCAGGCCAGCACCCGGCGCUCUCCUACUCGUACCCACAGGUGCAAGGCGCGCACCCCGCGCACCCCGUCGACCCCAUCAAGCUGGGCGCAGGCACCUUCCAGCUGGACCAGUGGUUGCGCGCGUCCACCGCAGGCAUGAUCCUGCCCAAGAUGCCGGACUUCAACUCCCAGGCGCAGUCGAACCUGCUGGGGAAGUGCCGCCGGCCGCGCACCGCCUUCACCAGCCAGCAGCUGCUGGAGCUGGAGCACCAGUUCAAGCUCAACAAGUACCUGUCGCGGCCCAAGCGCUUCGAGGUGGCCACCUCGCUGAUGCUCACGGAGACCCAGGUGAAGAUCUGGUUCCAGAACCGGCGGAUGAAGUGGAAACGCAGCAAAAAGGCCAAAGAGCAGGCCGCGCAGGAGGCCGAGAAGCAGAGGGGCGGCGGGGGCGCGGGCAGGGGCGGCGCCGCCGAGGACAAGGGCGACGACGAGCUGCUGGGGCCGCCCGCGCCCGGGGACAAGGGCGGCCGGCGCCCGCGGGACCUGAGGGACUCUGACCCCGAGGAGGACGGGGAGGACGAGGACCCCUUCCCCUACAGCAAUGGCGGCGCGCACGUCGCCUCCUCCGACGGCUCUUCCGGGGCCGACUCCCCGCCUCCGAGGCCGGGGCACCAGCCGCCCCUGCAGUAGGACCCGGGCU
Molecule: messenger RNA, 1473 nt
Organism: Myotis daubentonii (Daubenton's bat)
Lineage: Eukaryota; Metazoa; Chordata; Mammalia; Chiroptera; Vespertilionidae
Gene: MNX1
Product: motor neuron and pancreas homeobox 1
Biological process (GO): central nervous system development; endocrine pancreas development; spinal cord motor neuron cell fate specification
Cellular component (GO): nucleus
Molecular function (GO): sequence-specific double-stranded DNA binding; DNA-binding transcription factor activity, RNA polymerase II-specific
Source: RefSeq, a predicted model, not a curated record